Messenger RNA from Danio rerio (zebrafish), 371 nucleotides. RefSeq names its product lactamase, beta 2 (gene lactb2). Lineage: Eukaryota; Metazoa; Chordata; Actinopteri; Cypriniformes; Danionidae. Gene Ontology annotation, cellular component: mitochondrial matrix. Gene Ontology annotation, biological process: animal gross anatomical part developmental process. The record is from RefSeq and is marked provisional.
GUGAAGUCUGACCUGUCCUGCUGGUUCUGGAGGGUUUCAGCGAUCACUUAAAGUCCGUCCUCCGUCUGUCUGCGCCCGGAGUGAAAUGUCUGCGGUGAUUCCUCGUAUCGAGCAGCUGUCAGCGCGAGUGGUGCGGGUUUUGGGAUGUAACCCGGGGCCAAUGACACUGCAGGGCACCAACACAUACCUGGUGGGCACGGGCAGAAGGCGAGUGUUAAUUGACGCAGGUGAGCGCGCGGUACCGGAGUAUAUCGUCAGUCUUCGCGAGGCUCUGAAACAGCACGACACUUCAAUACAACACAUCAUAGUCACACACUGGCAUCACGACCACACUGGAGGAGUGCAGGACAUACUCGCACACUUCAACACAG